AGGCAUAUACGUCACUUCCGUGGAGCUGUCCUGACUCCUGACCGUUGGGAGGAAAGAGGAACGCUGAGCAAUAACAGCCACGACGGUGGACGUGAGCGUCUUCUCUCUGCGCAUGCCCCCGUAGAGCGGCCUGCUUCUAUUUAUGUGGGGGAUCCAACAUGGCUGCCGCAGCGACCCGAGCGAUGGCGGUAGAGCCGUUCAGAACAUAGUGGGGGGGAAAGGGGAAAGAGUUCCUUUUGGGGGACGGCGGCGCUGGUGGCGGCGGCUGUGGCUGGUGCAGAGGAAGGAAGCAACGAAGGUAGGAAAGAAGGGCAGGCAGCGAGCCGGAGAGGCGCGCAGCGGGUCGGCCGACUGGGGAGGGCCGGAGCCGUGAGGGGAGACAGUGAGGAUGGCGGAGCCGCGCAGGGUGCCGUUCAUUAGCCUGUCACCCGUGAGGCGGCGCGAGCUCGACUUCCCGGGGCCGGAGCGUGAGUCCGAUUAUCCGCGGGAGCCCCCGCGCCUCGAGCCGCAGCCUUAUCGCGAAUCGUCCGGGUCGGAGCCGCCGGUGCCUCGAGACGCCCACCCUCGGUCGGAACCUCCGCGACCGCAGCAGGAGAAGCCGCCCGCCCCGCCGCGCGACGGCAGCCGGGCUGAGCAGCCGCCUCUGCCCCGCGAGCCCCCUCGGCCCGAGCCACCGCCGCUGCCGCCCCCCCAACUGCACCUCGCGCCGCCGCCGCCGCCGCCCCCAGCCAGGGAAGCGGCCGUUCGGGCCGAGCCGCCGCGGCCUCUGGGGGAGACGGUGCGCCUGGAGCUGGUGCUGAAGGAUCCCACUGACGAAAGCUGCGUGGAGUUCAGUUAUCCGGAGCUGCUGCUGUGCGGAGAACAACGGAAGAAGCCCAAUCACUCAGAAGAUCUGUUUAAUGAUGAGCAUCGAGAGAGGCAUGAGGUAGAAAUGUUGGCUAAGAAGUUGGAAGCAAAAUAUGGUGUGAAAUCUAAACACCGGAAAGAUCGGCCACAAGAUCUAAUUGAUAUAGGUUUUGGCUAUGAUGAGACAGAUCCAUUCAUUGAUAACUCAGAGGCUUAUGAUGAAUUGGUGCCUGCUUCUCUGACCACAAAAUAUGGAGGAUUUUAUGUCAAUACGGGUACACUACAGUUUCGCCAAGCAUCAGACACUGAAGAUGAAGAUUUUUCAGAGAAUCAAAAGCACAGGUCACCUAAAAUUUCCAAAGUAAAAGAAGAUGAUGUUGGAAUAAAAAAGCGAAAGCGUAAGGAAGAAGGGGAAAAAGAGAAGAAGCCUAGGAAAAAAGUUCCCAAACAACUGGGAGUUGUGGCUUUAAAUUCACAUAAGUCUGAAAAAAAGAAGAAGAAGCUCUACAAAGAUCCUCUUUCUCUAGAUGCCAUGAUAAGGAAAUUUCAGAAAGAGAAAGAAGCAUUAAAAAAGAAAGAGUCUAACUCCAAAGCUCCAGUGACUAUGUUGACUCCCACUCUCAAUAAAUCCCCUUCAUCUGCAGCUACAGCAAUGGGAAAUGAAGUGUCGGACAUAAAUCUUAAUAGUGCUGACCCAGUCCUUUCCAUUUUUGGUAGCACAAAUGAACACGAAUUACUUCAGGAGGCUGAAAAUGCCCUAGAGAUGCUUGGUGAUUUAGACUUUGACCGGCUACUGGAUGCUACUUCCAAUGGUAGCCCAGUGUCUGAAUCAGGGGGAGAAAAUGGAAACACUCCUCAGUCAGCCCACACCUCUCAGGUUCUUUUACCCAAGGUGGUGCCUGCUCUCCCAGAAGGUCUGCCAGGACGUCUUGAAAAACGCAUUGAAGACCUCCGCAUAGCUGCCAAGCUUUUUGAUGAAGAAGGUAGGAAAAAAUUCUUCACACAGGAUAUGAACAACAUUCUACUGGACAUUGAAUUACAGUUACAGGAACAAAGCCCAGGCAUCCGAAGUGGAGUCUAUUCUCACCUUGAGGCUUUUGUACCAUGUAAUAAAGACACACUGGUAAAACGUCUAAAGAAGCUGCAUCUCAAUGUUCAGGAUGAUCGUUUAAGAGAACCAUUGCAAAAACUGAAAUUGGCUGUCAGCAAUGUCAUGCCUGAACAGUUGUUCAAGUAUCAGGAGGACUGCCAGGCUCGAAGUCAAGCUAAGAGUGUUAGGUCACAAGCAGAUGAAGAACGAGAAAAAAAUGGAUCCGAGGAUGAUGAUGAUGAUAAACCAGGAAAACGGGUCAUAGGACCAAGAAAAAAAUUCCACUGGGAUGAUACCAUUAGGGCUUUGUUAUGUAACCUUGUCAAGAUUAAGUUGGGAUGCUAUGAGCUAGAGACAAAUAAAAGCCAAUCUGCUGAGGAUUAUCUUAAGACCUUUAUGGAGACAGAAGUGAAACCAUUGUGGCCUAAGGGCUGGAUGCAGGCUAGAAUGCUCUUUAAGGAAAGCCGAAGUGUUCACAAUCAUCUCACUUCUGCUCCGGCAAAGAAAAAGGUAAUUCUGGCACCUAAACCCAAAGUGAAGGACUGCAGUCCAAAAAAGGACCAGAAAAUACCUACGUCUUUAUUGUCUUCAGUUGGUGGUCCAUCAGUGAGCUCUGUUCCAUCUGCUGUUGUCCCAACCAGCUCCAGCAGUACACCAGCCCAGGAAACUAUUUGCCUUGAUGAUUCACUAGAUGAAGACCUUUCUUUUCAUCCACCUUCGCUGGAUUCUGUUUCUGAGGCAUUAGCUGUUAUCAAUAAUGGGACCAAGGGCCCUCCAGUUGGCUCUGGAAUAGGCAUACCAACUACAAGACCUCGACCAGGACUUCGGGAAGAAAAAUUAGCAAGUAUCAUGAGCAAGCUGCCACUGGCUACUCCAAAAAAAAUAGAGUCAGCUCAGACUGCACAUUCAUCAAGUCUUAUUGCUGGUCAUACAGGACCAGUACCAAAGAAACCCCAGGACUUAGCUCACACUGGCAUCUCUUCAGGCCUUAUUGCUGGUUCCUCAAUUCAGAACCCUAAAGUUUCCUUAGAACCUUUGCCAGCCAGGCUUCUUCAGCAAGGACUCCAACGGUCAAGCCAAAUCCAAGCAUCUUCCUCUUCACAGGCCCAUGCCUCUUCCUCCUCCCAAGCCCAAGCUGCUGCCUCCUCUCAUGUUUUGGUGACUUCUUCAGAGGCCCCAGAAUCUUCCUCAGUAACACAAGUGACUAAGGUGCACCAGCAUUCAGCUGUCCAACAAAACUAUGUGUCCCCAUUACAAGCCACUAUUAGUAAAUCACAGACUAACCCCGUGGUGAAAUUAAGUAGUAACCCCCAACUUUCUUGUUCAUCCCCACUUAUCAAGACUUCAGAUAAACCACUUGUAUACCGCCUUCCUUUAUCUAACCCCUCAUCUGGAAGUGGCUCUCAAGGGACCCAUCCACUGGUCUCUCGGACGGCACCUAGCACCUCUACCUCUAGUAACUAUUUAGCCAAGGCCAUGGUGUCACAAGUUUCCACCCAGGGUUUCAAGUCUCCUUUUUCUAUGGCUGCAUCCCCUAAACCUGCUGCAUCCCCUAAACCUGCUGCAUCUCCUAAGCCUGUAACGUCACCCAAACCCUCUGCCUCACCCAAGCCCUCUGCCUCACCUAAGCCUUCUGCCUCACCUAAGCCCUCUGCUUCACCCAAACCUCCUGCUUCACCUAAACCCUCGAUAUCAACUAAACCUUCUGUGUCAACUAAACUUAUCAUAUCUAAAUCCAAUCCAACUUCCAAACCUGCCGUAUCCCCCAGUUCUUCUAAUUCAAGUGCACUAGUAGCCCAGAGUAGCCACUCUACCAGUAACAAUCCAAUCCAUAAACAGCCCAGUGGAGUAAAUAUCAGCAGACAGUCUCCUACCUUGAAUUUACUGCCCUCUAGUCGCACUUCAGGCCUUCAGUCUGCAAAAAAUCUUCAGGCCUCUUCAAAGUUAGCUAACCCAGCAUCCACUGGAACUGUUGGAAAGAAUAGCUUGAGUGGAAUUGUAAUGAAUGUACCUGCCAGCAGAGGUGGCAAUAUUAACUCAAGCGGAGCUAAUAGGACUAGUCUGUCUGGGGGGACCGGAAGUGGAACACAGGGUGCUACUAAACAAUUGUCUGCUCCACAUAGACCAUCCACUGCCUCAGGGUCUUCAGUUGUAACAGCCAGUGUGCAGUCCACAGCAGGUGCAUCCUUAUUGGCUAAUGCCUCGCCUCUCACUCUCAUGACAUCACCACUGUCUGUAACAAAUCAAAAUGUGGCUCCUUUUGGGAUGCUGGGGGGCCUGGUUCCUGUCACCAUGCCCUUUCAGUUUCCUUUGGAGCUGCUUAGCUUUGGAACUGACACAGCUGGAGUGACAACCACCUCGGGAUCUACCUCAGCCGCUUUCCACCAUAGCCUAACUCAGAAUAUGCUGAAGGGUUUACAGCCAGGAGCUCAGCAUGCAACAUCACUUUCUCACUCACCUCUGCCUGGUCACCUACAGCAAGCUUACAAUGAUGGAGGCCAAAGUAAAGGGGACACUAAAUUACAACGGAAAACUCAGUGACUUCCCAGCUAGCAAAGGAGUUGAAACAUUUGAUUGGCUGAUGGGAUCUACCUGAUGGGAAAGUACUUAUGUGGUCACAGGGCUGCUGUUUCUGUCAAUGUUUACAUUCUCUCGUCCAGAGCACUGUGGUGAGGAGGAAAAGGAACGGAAAAACAAUACUUGAUCAAAGCCAGGUGCAGGAGGAAGAAGGGCUUUUGUGCAGACUUAGAGACCUUGUUCUCUUCUACAGAAAGACAAAGUUACAAUGCUAACUGGCUUUAACGUGAUUCAGUUGUCAAACCCACAGAAGUACAAACUUGAUUUUCCCCAGGGGAGGAAGAAGGAAUUUGAACAGAUUUGGGUGAAUUUCAUCCAUCCUGGGGUUGGGGCUUGACCACUCUGGGUGCAGAUAUAAUUUCAUAAUAAGAGAAAAUAUUUUAGUACAAUAUAUCUGAAAUUAGACCAGCUUAUCAGGAGUAAUGAUCAUGUCUGCUUGAGUGGCCUAUGCAGCAAAGAAUAAAUUUGCCACAGAGAACCCAUUAACAUGUCCAGUGUCUGAUACAGAUAGUAGAUGAAUACUAUAUCCUCAAAAAUCCUGAUCAAACUUGAACCUUCUUUACUGAUGCAGGAUCUCCAGCAUGUAGCAAUCCCUCCAUGUAGAACAGUAUACAAGGUGGACUGAGGUUGCUGCAGGAAAGAGGAAUAAUAAUAAUCCCUCUCCAGAACCUUAUUUUAGCACAGUUGAUAUGUAGUAUUAAAUCAUCUAGAUUUUUUAAAGAUGAUAAGAAAAUGGAGUCUCUUUUGCUCUUAUCAGAUCAAAUGUAAAGAUGUAAAAUCCCCUUUUAUCAAAGGGUCACUUUCCCCGUAGACACAGGUACUUAAUGAAUUUUGGCUGGUAUUUUAUUUGUCUGCUAUUAAUUGGUCAAUUCUUAAUUUCCACUCUUUUUAAAUAUAGUUACUGAUAUAUUUUUCUCUUCUGAAAGUUGGGAAACCCUCAGGGACAGUGUUCCUGCUGUGGUGGUCUCAGUCCUUGCUACUCUAAUAAUAUGAUUCUCUUUAACCUAAAUUCACAUUAGUUAACAGAAUUCUUUUUUCAUUUCGAUAGUGGUACUUCAGAUUAACUUUUGAUUUAGACAGUAAUCAGUGUAUAUAAUUGUUCUUUGGCAGCCAUUUUGUGUGAGUCAUAUUUUGAGUGUUUUAGGUCAGCAUUAAAAAAUUCAUGGUUCCUAAGAGAACAAUGGGGCUAGUAUCAUUAUGUAUAGUAAGGAAUUUUUGUGAAGAUUUUCACAGCCCAUCUCUUCUGCCUAAAUCCUAAAUGCCUAAAGUUUAUUGCCAUUGAUUAGAAGCAGUUAAGAUCCUAAAGCCUCAUUAGCUAGAAGUUCUAACAAGAGUCAAUCGGAAGGUUUGAGAAUCCUCCACUGGGCCUGUUUCCAUAUGCAACACACCACCAGUGGCACAGGAUUUUGAGUGGGCAUGUGGAGGAAAUAUGUGAUUUGUUUGGCUUGAUUUGACUUUGGUUUUUGGUUUGAGCUUUAAAAAACAAACAACAUUGUUCUGUUUUCUUUGCUUGAAGUUUAGCUUUCUUUAAAGCCAUGUUUUUCAUAUUUUCAGCUGUGCUCAGAAGUAAAGGCUUUUCUAUACAAUCCACUUGUAUAAUAAAUUACAGACUAAGCUAAAAUAAAAUCAUUCAGCAUUAGAACACUGACAAAAAGAUUUCCUACUAGUUAUUCAUAGGAAAUCAUAUCACAUAGUUAAUUUAGGUUUGUGAGGGUACAUAUGCUGACCCAGACCCUGAUUUACCUUUAUAUAAAAAGUUCCUUGUAGCUUGAAAAACUAUUAAAUUACCACAUUUGAAUCUGGAUUUUUUUUAAAAGUCAUGCUGACUUUACAUUGUGACAAAAGAACAUCUUUUUAAACAAGUAACUGAAUAUUUGGGUUUUAAAAGCUUGAUCACAGUCUAGGGAAAAGGUUAAUUCAAACUGGCUCAUUGAUAAAGUCUUUGAUUUGCUUCUGUAACCUAAGAAUUUAGGUUACCAUGAUGCAAAUGUGAGUGUUUUGUCAACCCUACUAGGCAUUUUGGAAGAAGUUGCUGAGAGGAACUCCAGGGCUAGAUUAACAUGAUUUUAUUUUAAGUUUUGGUUAAAUUUUUUUAGAGAUAUUUUUCCACUAUGUCUUUCAUUUUAGUGUUGUCAGCAUUUUGCUCACAUUCACUAAACUUAGUGGAAAAUAUGAAAUCAGUUUGAAGAAUUUCUCUAUUUGUAUCUAUUUGAAUAAAAGUUGUAAGAUUUUUGUUUUAAGGCUAGCUGUGAUGAAGGUUAGGGCUUUCAGAUUGUUACUAAGCUUGCUAUUUCUCUUAAUUGUGCCAUGAUCUACUAAAAUCCAUCACUUCAAAUUUCAUAGUAGAAACACUGUAAUACUUCUUGAAUUAACUAGUGUUAAAUCAUGCCAUAUUGAUUUCUUUGAUGACUUUCCUGUGUCUGCCUGACAAUAGGAUUAUGAUUUUUCCUGAUGUUAUUUCAUACCCACUAAUAGAAGUAUCUGAAGAGUCCUUAUUUUUAAGGGUUCAGAAACAUUCAAGAUUCAUUGUAUUCAGUCUUUAAUCUCUCUAGGAUUCUUCUCAGAUCUUUGAUUUUUUUUUUUAAAUCAUAACUAACCUCACCAUACUCUGUUCUAUUUCCCCACCUCUUUUAAUAUUGUACAAGAUGAGUCAAAAGGCCAGUGCACACCUAGAUAUAUAUAAUUAGACAUUUCUGCCCAGAGAUAAAUACAUUUUUAUAUUUAGAUUAUAAUAUUGGGAACUACCCCCAUAUUCUUGACAAUGUACAUUUGUACACUGUGUCAUACUUGAAAAGAUGUUCAGUUCAUUUGACUGUUUUCAGCACAGGUGCAUAGGGACUUGUGGAUCAGACUGUACUUUUGUACUUGAGCAAGGAUCAAAUUUUGUGAUUUUUAAAUAUGUUAAAUUAUUGGAAAGGACAUGAGUAGAUUCCACAUUUCAUCGAAAAGAAGAGUGUUUUUCUGUAAGAGUAAAAGCAACGCCCCAAUCAAAAGGAGAGUUAGCACAUUUAACUGAAUCCCACUCAGUAGGGUUCUUGUUUCAGGAAGACUAAACUGCUUACUUUGAACUGUCUUAUAUUUUUUUAAUGGCCUUCAAUGAUAUAUAAGCUGUUAUUGUACAUAAAAAGAAAUCCUCAGUAUUCACAAGCAAUAAUAGCCAGUACAGCUGUCUCUUGACAGAGCAGCACUGAGCUUAGAUUGGGGACUGUAUGGGAGCAAAGUGUCAAGCUCACUCAGAGCCUCCAAAAUAAAUGCAAGCAAUAAUGUCAAAGAUAACCCUAUAAUAAUGCCUUCUCAUGUACUUGAGAGAUCCAGAGAAAAUAAAUUAAGUUGUCUUUUUGUUUUGUUUUAUUUUUUUCAAAACAACCUGGAGAAAAGAAGCCAGGUUAAUCUUGAACUAUAGAAUUCCUUUCUCAGGAUCAGGAAGUCAGAUGAUCAUGUUUAUAUACUCUUCCAUGUCUACCACCCCUGUGAUGGAUGUUAGUAGCCCAAAUUGCUGGGUUGAUUGGUUGGUUUGUUUUAAUGAGGGAAGUUGGAUGGGGUUUAUUCUAUCAUCAAGUAAAGGGAGAAACAGAAACAGUAGUAUGAAUGCUGUGGGUUUGACAUCUGUUUAGUAAAAAUCUAUCAGAAGUGACUUUUAACCCAGGAUCUUUUUCCCCCCAAAGCAGAUCUAAGUUGUUUACUACCCAGGGUUUAGGAAGAGCAGAUAUCUUUAGUUUCUUUCCUAUACCCAUUACCAUAUCCCCCUGGACCUCCACUUGGUACACUUUCAGAAAGUUAAAAUAGAGAUAUCCUAUAAUUGUCUCAGACUGCCAUUUAUAAAAGAACUGUAUAUUCCUGGGGAUCAUCUUUUAGGACUCCAACUGUCUAUCACAUUUGCUGCUACAUUUGUAAAAUGAACUUUUGACUGUAUUAGCAAACUUUAAUCUAGUUUACAGUUCUUUAUUUGGAAGAGGGGAUCAUAGUAGAAUUUUGCUCAUGGAUAGAAAUGAGAUGUCUUAUUUUGAAAGUAUACCAUGAAAGCACAGUGGUCCCUCUAUUCUGUUUCUGAUUGUUUGGAUUUUGAACUUAUUUUAAAAGAUGGAAAUAGAAGAAUAAGUAAAAUAUGUAAUCAAACCAAGCUUGAGAAAUCUCCCUAUGCUUCAGCUCCCUAAUUUCUGCUGAACUGAAGUAGGGACACAAUCUCAAGGGUUGUUUUUUGUUGUUGUUGUUGUUAUUCCUGUUUGUUUUUUAAUAAUGAAGCAGAAGACAAAUGCAGUAGGUAAAUGACUAAUUAAUAUUAUGCAAUUUUUAUUUUAUAAAAAAUUUAAGAAGGAAAAAAGUAAAAUGUUGCUGAAUUUUAAUCAGUCUCCACACUUGCAAAAUGCUUAUUAUUGUCCCCCUCUAAAAUAUGCUCUGUUCAGGCCUUUGUCCUUUGUUAAGUGCCUUUUUUUUCUUUUUUUUCUUUUUUCCCUUUUGAAACUGUUCUCAGAGAUCCUAAAAAAUGCAGGCUGAAUAGUCAGGGAUUUGGAAAGAAAAUCUUAAACUUGCCAAGGUGACGUUAUGCUGAAAUACUCUUCCUUUUCCUAAUAUAUAUAUAUGGCUAUGGGUGUUUAAGGUGUGUGUAUGCAUAUGCACAUGCACAUGCACAUGCAUAUACAUAUUAUAAAAACUGGGAGCUGCUGUACCAUUGUAUCCUUUCUGAACACUCUCCUCCAACAUUCUUGCUUUUAGGAAAUGGGUAAUUGGGAAUUGUGUUUCCAAAUGGUCGUAGCUACUGCUUUGUGUUUAUGCUUGUGAAUAUAUAAUAGGAAAAGAACAUUCAGAAGUCUAUUUCUGAUGAUUACAUGUAGAUUCUUGUCACAAAUGGAAUGAAAACAAUAUACUCUCCACCACUAGAUAUAUUGAGUUAUUUAGGCACUUCAGACUUUGCUAUGAGCAAUGUCUAGUUGUUGAAGUAUUGGAACAACCAGGGUAUGUUAUAAGUUAAGGUGAUUGGAUACAUUUGAGCAUGGGGUAAAGCAAAACUAAAAUAAAAAUUAGAUUUGGGAUUUGACACCGAAACAGUCUCUGAGGGAAGUGAGUAUUUUUGUAAACACUAAGGAAAGAAACACCAUAUAACACCUAAAUUUUCUCCCGAAAAAUGGUGGUUUUUUAAAAAAAAAAUCCAUGUAGCUACAUAUGUUUUAAAAAAUAAUAAAAUUACAACUAGAGAAGGUUCAGAUGCUCAAGACUGCAGUCACAAAAAAGAACCCUGCAGUAUGCUUAGACUUUUUAGGUCUUUUUGGGGAGGGAGGAGGAGGCAGUCAUUAUGUUGCUCUUGAUUCAGGACUAUGUAGAGUUAUCCUUUGAUUCAAGAAGCACAUAUGUCCCUAUAUCUAAAUUCUCCUUUGUAACGAUUAAAAACAAAGUAUAGCUUGUUUUUCAUAAAGGAAUUCAUUAUUUUGGGUUGAGAGUUUGAGGUGAAUUAAUUUGUGAAUCCAAUUGUUUCCUUCUCUAAUGUAGUCAUUAAAUUCCCUUUAAAAAUUUUUAACUUGAAGAAAAGCCUAAGGGUGAGGAGAGGAAGAAAGGAGCAGUCCCUCGUAGCAUUAUAUAGUUAGAACAGAUUUCAGGUCUUCUGGGUUCAGUCAUAAGCAUUGCCAUUGGUUUAUUGUGUUUAGGGGAAAAUCAUUUAACCUUCGUGCCUCAGAUUACCCAUCAGAAAAUUGGGUAUAAUAAUCUUCACCUACCUCCCAGGGAUAUCAUGAAACUUUACUAUUUCAAAAGAAUUUUUAGUUUCUCUAAAAUUCCUACAUAAGUGCAAAGUAUUCUUACUGUUUUCUUGUAAAGGCUGAAUAACUGUUCCCCCAUAAUGGGUCUAAAAGUACCAUAACAUUUUUAACAUUUUGAAAAAUCAAUGAAAGUCUAAUCUAGACACUGAUUUGAUAUUUUAAUACACUCUCUUUAUUCCUGGUGAGAAAAAUAUUUAUGUUUGAACUGGAAAUACAUUUACUGAUUGCACAAUAAGUGUAUCAUGUAUCUGAAUAGAGUUGUGUUUUUGUAAAGUGUGGAAGUAGAUUUGAAUUUGGGAAACCCCAAAUUAGUUUUUAAAUUAUUACAUAAUUUGAUUAUUUUCUAAAGAUUAAAAAAAUAGAAUGUACAACAGUGACACUGUACUCUACUGCUUCCUGUAACUGAAUUGUCAUUAUCACAAGUUAACAUUGCCAUUGACUAGAUGGCUAUGGCUACUGGGCUGAGACAUGGCAAAUGAAUUAAAAGCCUGUAAUUGGUUGGCUUUAGGGGUAAAUAAUAAUCUUGAAAGGUGGCUAUUUUCUUCCUCUAGAGCUAAUUUUGUCAGACCAAACUACUUUUUUUUUAGAGAUUGGCAGGAUUUUGGAUUUAAAGAUGAGAAGAAUUUGGGAGACAAUUUAGAAUGGAUUUUUCUAGGAAUGAACAUAAUUGAGUCUUAGUUCUUCUACACAUGCAUCAGACAUCAGAGUCACCUGUAACAAUUUUAUUUGGGUGAGUAGAAUGCUUGGCCAGCCUUGUACUGAAGGGGCAAACACUUUGUUCUUGUAUUUUUGUCAUGUGCAUAAGCAGCUCUAUACACUCCCAUUUCCAUUGGUGACAAAGUUCUGCUUCUCUGUUCUCAGAAAAGCCCAAGAAUGUGUUUCAUUGGCUAUAUGGGACACAGGGAUAUGGGAAAGGUAGAAGAGGUAUUAUUCUCUGUCAUGAGAGGGAAUGUAUGUUUUUCCCAGCUCACAAGAGAAAAUCAAAUCAUGUUUUUCUUUUUUCCUCAUCCCUAUUUGUCAAGUAGCAAAUAUGUUUCUAACCAUCAUAAAAAUCCAAUAGGAAGUAUGAAUUUGAGGAACAGUAAAAAUGCUGAAUAAUUGCCAUUAGGGCAAGUAUGUAGAUUUCAGACUGUAGCACAUGAUCAGGAUCAGUAUCAGUCAAGAGAAGUAAGGAGAGGAAUAUAGACUGUCUAGCCAAAAUAAAUCAGGAGACAGAGCACCCAGGCCCAAGUCAAGCAAAGCAUCUGGUUUAGCUUGCAAAGUUUUCCAAGGACCAAUUAGUUUGUUUCUAGCGAUUAAAAACUGAUCUUUUUUGGUUGCUGUAUUAUUGGUUUUUUUCCAGAUAAAGCCUUAGUUGUCACUAAUAUCAACUAUGCAGAUAAGUGUAUUCUUUGUUUCCCAGUAUCAUAUCAUUUUUUUUCUCUUUACCCAUUUCUCAAAUAACAUGUUAGACUUCUACCCAAAGAAUUAAGGCAAAAGGUUUUGUUGAAUGUGUGUUCUUCAAGGAAAGAGAGAAAUUCUGUUUGUUUAACCUUGAAAUGUGAACUUUAUAUUAAAAACCAAAAUGCAAACCCUUUCACCGGUGCCAGACUGUAGUUAAUAUCACAAAAUGGCUUUGGGUUGUUGAACUAAAAUUUUUUCAGUGGGAUGUUUAUUACUGAGAGUGUUUCAAAUAAUAAGGCGUACAAAUUUUUGCAGAACUGAAUCAAAAAGCCAGAGUUUUGUUUCUGUAUAACUGAUUUGGAAAUAGCUUUGGAAACUGAAUCCAUAAUUCUUACCUUCCUAUUCUCCCAUCAAUCCACAUUUUCACAUUUUCUAAUCUUUGUUGUUGUGCUUAAAUAGUCCAUCAAUCAAUUCAACUGGCACAUUUGUCUCUCCAGAAUGAAAUUUUAGCAAACUACUCUCUUCCCAUUCAAUUCCAAAGCAAAGACUAGGGUCCAAAAUAUAAUCCAAUCCAAUCAUAUCUUAGUUGAGGAACUUGUAAACAUUCUUUGUACCCUUGCUAGAGUACCAUAUUGGGAGACCAGAACUAUUUUUCUUAAAAGUUUUUAAAAAGCUAUUUCAGUGAUUCAGACCAUAUUCAUAUUUCCUAAAAUAAAAUCACAUUCUCUCACAUCCUGAAAUACUAGCUGUUCAAAAGUAAAUUUUAGUGAUAGAAAUAUCUACCUUUGUUUUAUCUCGUGUCCUACUGCUUUUACUUCCACUUUCAAUGGAUUUCCAUUUCAUAGUAUAUCAGAACUUCUGGUGCUUUUCCAAGCUGUUAGCCAAACAUGUAUGCCUGUUGAGAAGAGAGAUGUAAUUAUGUAGGUAUCUGUGUCCAGGAUUUAAAGUGGUUUACUUGGUUUCAGUGGGUGACUAAAACUUUUUUCGUUUCUAUUACUACGAAGCAGGUUUCUCAACUGUGAUAAAGUACUAAUAAUGACAGCUUCUAUCCCAGAGAAAGCAAUUGGCAGGAUUGUUCUUUUCUCAGAAGCAGAGGUGCAGUUUUUUUAUGGGGGCUCUUAUUGCUCUUUCCUGCCUCAUUCACAUCCACUACUAUUUAGAAAUGGGUAGAAUUGUUCAAGUCUCUGUUUUUAGAGAUCUGGUUCCAACAGGCCUGUUGAGCCCUUUAUUGCUGGCUGUAUUGAUUUUUCCUUCGUUCUCACACACUCCCAUAUUACCUAACAAGAAUGGUGACUUCAGUGUUGAAUUGUACUGUUUUUAGUUAGCUUUUUUACAAGUUAUUCUAAUUCUGUUUUAAUUUUUUUUUUACAAGUGGACUAAUGAAAACCUAAUGAAAGGAAAAAUAAGGUACCAUUACCCCAGGGUAGGUUGAAAAUAAUUAUCUUUUUAAAGCCUGUAGAUUUAUUAGACUGUUAACAUCUUCUUCAAACCAUGUUUUGAAGUCUGCAAGCAACAAAGGUAAGCAGACUGGCCACAUCUUUACUAUAUGGCAUCUCCACCACUUGCCCAAUCUACUACAUUUCAACUUUCACCUUCAACCUAUCCCUACAACUAGAGUUGUUCAAUUCUGUUUUAAUUCUCUUGGUUUUGCCUUAGAUAAUUUUCUAGAACAUUAAUAACUCCUUCAGUACAAACUAGAAAUGACAUUGGUAGGUGGGAACUGCUCAACAAUUACUGUUUCAUAUAAUUGACUAGCUGGAAAUUUGACCACUAGCUUUUUGAUACAUUGGGGGGGGGGGGAGGAGCAAUGAGGGUUAAGUGACUUGCCCAAGGUCACACAGCUAGUAGGUGUCAAGUGUCUGAGGCCGGAUUUGAACUCAGGUCCUCCUGAAUCCAGGGCCAGUGCUUUAUCCACUGCGCCACCUAGCUGCCCCCUUAAUACAUUAUUUUUAAUCCUGGAUAUACCUACAUAAUUUCAUAUACCUCAGCAAAAGAAUCUUUGCAACAGUAGAGCUAACAAACUUUCAAAAUUAGGGAAUGUAACUCAUGUCCUCUCCCCACUAGCCACCUUCCCAGUGAAAGGGUUUAAACUGCAGUAUGCUUUGUUUACCACCACUUUUCCAUUUUUCAAAAUUUAACUGUAUAGUCUAUCAAAAGUAGCAAAUUACUCUCCCAACAAAUAAGAAUGUGCAAAGCUGGAGGGCUUUCCCAGGGGGUUUUGUCUGCUUAUAGUUGUCAAGUUUAGCUGAAAGGCUGAGGAAAGGAGAUUGGUUGGUGAACAGUUAUUUUGCCCAGCUUACAAAUGUUUCUUAAAGCCUUCCUUAGGAUCUAAAACAGACUACUAACCCCCCCCCCUACACACACACACCCCACACGCUUUUUUUUUUAAUAGCAAAGAUAAUACACAUGUGUAAAAAUUGUUUUGGGACUAGAGAUCUAUAUAUUGCAAUUGUUUUGAAGUAAUUAUCCUACUCAGCUUUUUAUUCAGCUUCAGCUAAUACCCCUACCCCCUCAGGCAUGAAUAUUGAUGUGGGGAAGAAGCCUUUGUUUAGUAAUAGAAAAGUAGGAUGUCACUUCACUUGCCUCCAAUAUACAUAUUCCUCUUUCUCCAGCCACCUCCACACUUCGUAUAUGAUACCAGCAUGCUUCAAAACCAACCUUGAAGGAAGGGGCCUGAAUAAUCUAUUUCAGCUGCUCUUGUUGAUAGGCACUAAUUACUAUAUUGUGUUUGUUUUUUAGGGAGAUGCUUUUGCUAACUUGAAGGGAUACUGUAAUUCUAAACAAGUGUGUGACUUAAUAUUUGGGGUUUUUUUUCUCUCCUUUAAAAACUGGACCUGAACACAAGCUUUGAGUUGAUUUUUGUAAUAAUCUCAGGACCUGAAAGAUUGUAGCAUUUAGUGUGUCUUAAAAAUUAUGUACUGUACCAGCCAUGGAUUUUUGUAAAUACACCCGUCUCCCUUUUUUGUAUUAUUUUAGUAAAAAAAAAAAAAAUUUAAAUAAAGGGGGGUGGUGGUGAUUUGUGUAUUUGUAUGGGGGUAUGUGUGUGGGGGGUGUGUGUAUAAGGCUCUUUUCAAGACAACCUGGUGCUUGCUUAAUUUCCAGCUCUUGGUAGAGUGGGAAUAUGAUCAAACUGCUGCUACUAAAACCCUGCACUGAGCAUAGGUAUUUCCAUUUUAUCCCUUCUAAUAGUUGAUUGGAUACUAGCUACCACAUUACUACUAGGAAGUUAAACCUCCUCUUCCCACUACCCCCUGCCACCUGCAUUCUUAGUUGUGCAGGAUAGAACCUAACCCUUGGGAAGCUGAAUAUUAAAGAGCUACUCUAAUGGAGGAUUCUUCUGGGCUCACAAAAUAGUCAUAUGGACUGUUCUUCAUUUUCCAAGAUCUACUUUUAAGAACUCUUCUUUUCAGAGUUCUAUAAGAAGUGCUUAAAGCAGUUUUAUUUUACAAAACAUCUUAGUCAUCCCAUAGCAUUCUAGUAUCUUUUAGUGGGGCAAGAGGGCUUGAACAUUCCUAAAUACAAAUCUGUGAAAGUAGUAAAUUAACUCUAUGGAUAUGCCUCAAACAGUGCAGGGAUUUUUUUUUUUUUUAUUUUAUUUUUUGGCAACAGCCUUGCUCAUAUUCCAGACAUAGCUAGCAGCCCCCUGUUUUAAAACAGGAGCCUUAUUUGAUUCAGUUGUAGAUGUUUCCUGUCCUUCCUUUGUGGCAGGGCCCUUUUACAUGAGUGUUCCUUUUUUUUUUUCUUUUAUAUGUGUCAUGUGUCUGUGUUGUAUUAAAUAAAAAGGAAUGUACAUAUUAUUCCUGUCUGUUGUGCUCUUAUUGAUUUGGGGCAACACUGCAUAGUGAAUAGUCAGGAGAACUAGAUUCAAAUGCUACCUAAAAUAUUUAAGAGCAAAUCUCUUAAAAUGUG
This is a messenger RNA of Dromiciops gliroides (monito del monte), 15555 nucleotides long. It is a transcript of the gene UBN2, whose product is annotated as ubinuclein 2. Gene Ontology annotation, cellular component: nucleus. NCBI's taxonomy places the organism in Eukaryota, Metazoa, Chordata, Mammalia, Microbiotheria, Microbiotheriidae. The record is from RefSeq and is a predicted model, not a curated record. Bases 389 to 4477 code for a protein of 1362 amino acids. The transcript has 17 exons.